CCAACUCAGUUUCAUACACCCUUUGCUUUCUUCUAUAAUGCGGAUUUUCAUCUAUUUUCUUGUUCUUUGCAAUGCAAUCUGCACUCUAAUGGCUUAUGAUAUUCGAGAUUUUGAAGUAAUCCGACAGAACGCUGUUCGAAAUAUUGCAAGUCUAGAGAAUAUUCUUGAACAAAGACUUCCUUCUCACAGACAUCAUAAAAGUCCAAAGAGUCGACGAAUUGGUGGAAACAUUGUAAUGGGUUAGAAUCACCAUAUUUGAUCUACUUUAAUUGUUGCACUUCUUCACAUCAUUUCAUCAUUUUCCUGUUACAGUCUAAACGGGUCUCACAACGACUUCCCCUUCUCAUCGGGUUCCAUUUCUACUAUAUUGUAGUAUAAACAGACCACUGUGUAUUUUUUUUUGAUUUUUUGAUUUUUUUUUCUGUAAACUUAGUUAAGUUUCGAUUAGUUUUAUUUAUUGAAAGAAUAACGACAAUAAAUCGUUUAAAAGCUCAU
This is a messenger RNA of Caenorhabditis elegans, 495 nucleotides long. RefSeq names its product Neuropeptide-Like Protein (gene T09A5.14). Bases 38 to 244 code for a protein of 68 amino acids. The record is from RefSeq and is marked reviewed. NCBI's taxonomy places the organism in Eukaryota, Metazoa, Nematoda, Chromadorea, Rhabditida, Rhabditidae. The transcript is spliced from 2 exons.